CCUGCCUCCUCCCCACUUCCCUUCCCGCACCGUGGUCUCCUCCUCCUCCUCCUCUCCACCCGCAUCCGUGGCUCCGGUUGCGCUGCUCGGGAGGGAGGGAGGGUUACUAGGAGGUUGCUGGAGCGGCCGAUGAGAGGGGCCAGCGGCGGCGGCGAGGGAUUCGUCGGCGCCUCUUCCGUUUCAAACAAUAUUAGCCUACCAAAUGAGGGUACUAGCCCUAGAGGAACAGAUAAUGCUGAAUGUUCUGAGACAUCUUCAGACAGGUCGAAUUCGGAAAGCAUAAAACCUGAAGAAUGUGCAAUGCCAUCUUCAAUAUUUGAUAAGAAGAUUUCCAUAAAAAAGAAGCUCAGAUUGUUAAGUCGAAUGGCUAUACUGAAAGAUGAUGGAACUGUAGAAGUUGAUAUCCCCACUAAUGCUGAGGCUGCAUCUCUUGACCUUUCUUCAAAUGAUUACUGUAAUGAAGCCUUUAGUGGGGAACCAUUGGCAUCUUCAGAUUUCCAGCACAGACCUCCUAUGCAAAUUGUUAUGCUCAUUGUUGGUACUAGAGGAGAUGUGCAGCCUUUUAUAGCUAUAGGAAAACGAUUGCAGAUCUAUGGCCAUCGUGUUAGACUGGCAACUCAUGCCAACUUCAAGGAUUUUGUUGUGACGGCUGGCCUGGAGUUUUAUCCCCUAGGCGGAGACCCAAAACUUCUUGCAGGAUACAUGGUGAAGAAUAAAGGGUUCUUGCCUGCAACUCCAUCAGAAAUCCCUAUCCAGCGGAAGGAGAUUAAAGAGAUUAUAUUCUCCUUGCUUCCUGCUUGCAAAGAUCCCGAUACUGAUACUGGUGCUCCUUUCAAUGUAAAUGCUAUAAUAGCUAAUCCUGCAGCGUACGGGCAUGUGCAUGUGGCUGAGGCUCUGAAGGUACCAAUCCACAUAAUUUUCACAAUGCCAUGGACGCCUACUUGUGAAUUCCCUCAUCCCUUCUCCCGUGUAAAACAACCUGCAGGAUAUAGACUAUCAUACCAGAUUGUUGACUCCUUUGUUUGGCUUGGUAUUCGGGAUAUUAUAAAUGAUCUUCGGAAAAGGAAGUUGAAGUUAAGACCAGUUACGUACCUAAGUAGCGCACAUGCUUAUUCAAAUGAUAUUCCUCAUGCAUAUAUCUGGAGUCCUUACCUUGUACCCAAACCAAAGGACUGGGGACCCAAAAUUGACGUUGUUGGGUUUUGCUUCCUCGAUCUUGCUUCAAAUUAUAAACCUCCUGAACCCCUUCUCAAAUGGCUUGAGAGUGGUGAAAAGCCUAUUUACAUAGGUUUUGGCAGCCUUCCAAUUCCAGAACCAGAUAAGUUGACAAGAAUCAUAGUGGAAGCACUUGAAAUUACUGGACAGAGAGGUAUCAUUAACAAGGGUUGGGGUGGCCUUGGAAAUUUAGAGGAACCUAAGGAAUUUGUAUAUGUAAUAGAUAACAUUCCACAUGACUGGCUUUUUUUGCAGUGCAAGGCUGUGGUACACCAUGGUGGUGCUGGGACAACAGCUGCCAGUCUUAAGGCUGCGUGCCCCACUACCAUCGUACCAUUCUUUGGAGAUCAAUUCUUUUGGGGCAACAUGGUGCAUGCUAGAGGAUUGGGAGCCCCACCUGUCCCUGUGGAGCAAUUACAAUUGCAUCUACUGGUUGAUGCAAUUAAAUUUAUGAUGGAUCCAAAGGUGAAGGAGAGAGCUGUUGAGCUAGCAAAAGCAAUUGAAUCGGAAGAUGGCGUUGACGGGGCAGUGAAAGCAUUUUUGAAACAUCUCCCACAGCCCAGGAGCCUUGAGAAGCCGCAGCCUGCACCGCCAUCGUCAACCUUCAUGCAGCCCUUUCUCCUCCCCGUAAAGAGAUGUUUUGGCAUCGCCACAUAGUCCGUUGCUCUCAAGCAAUCGUGUUAAUAUUUUGGCAACACAACCAACAACCAUGUUAAAAGAGAAAUGCUCUCCUAUAGUUUUUGUUCGUCACAGUAUAGAAUGAGCGGUCUCCUGCAGUUUUCUUCAAACGUGGAGAGAUUGUUCUUACCUUAAUUUAACACCUGUUCAGCUGUUAUAGCUUGAUUCAUGAUUGGUUUGUAUAGCAGCGGUAACGGGCUCGUUUGUUUAGCCUUAAUUGUACAGUUGGCAGUCACAAAGAAUGUUGCUUGGCACUGCACUGUUGGACCCCUUA
Molecule: messenger RNA, 2167 nt
Organism: Oryza sativa Japonica Group (Japanese rice)
Lineage: Eukaryota; Viridiplantae; Streptophyta; Magnoliopsida; Poales; Poaceae
Product: sterol 3-beta-glucosyltransferase UGT80A2
Biological process (GO): carbohydrate metabolic process
Molecular function (GO): UDP-glycosyltransferase activity; hexosyltransferase activity
Source: RefSeq, a predicted model, not a curated record